Lutra lutra (Eurasian river otter) is the source of this 1247-nucleotide messenger RNA. It is a transcript of the gene JTB, whose product is annotated as jumping translocation breakpoint. The transcript has 5 exons. Bases 322 to 900 code for a protein of 192 amino acids. Lineage: Eukaryota; Metazoa; Chordata; Mammalia; Carnivora; Mustelidae. Gene Ontology annotation, biological process: mitotic cytokinesis. Gene Ontology annotation, cellular component: midbody; cytoplasm; centrosome. The record is from RefSeq and is a predicted model, not a curated record.
CCGGCAUCCUCCGCGGAGCAAAAUGGCGGCGGCCGGGACGGCCCCGGAGGUGACGAGGAGCUAGACCGUCCGCCCCGCGGCCUCUCCCGAGGGCCGUGCGGGUCCCAGGAAGCGAGCUCAAGCCCAGUCCAACGAAGGCGUGAUGCCUUUUCCUGCCGUGGCCGUGGGGACGCCCCAGUGAUGCCUCUGCCCUGAGAGGCAGUGUCGGCUUCUCGCAGCCCUGACUGGACCUCCGGAGCCUGCGGCGGAAGCGCCCCGGCCGAGGCACGAGGCCGGUCUCGCAAGUCCCUCCGCCCCGACAGGCGCGACCCUGAGCGCUCCAUGCCUGCGGGCGGAGGGAGGCGGUGCCUCCCCCAGGGCUGCCACCUCUGUUGGCUGCUCUGCGCUUUCGCCCUAAAGCUCUGCCAGGCCGAGGUCCCCGCGCCCGCGGAGAAGCUGUCAGUGGGCGCCUCGAACCUGCCGUGCUGGCUGGUGGAAGAGUUCGCGGUGGCAGAGGAGUGCGCGCCGUGCUCCCGUUUCCAGGCCGUGAGUAUGUGCUCCCUCCCCGCUGCCCGCUGCCUGCGUGUGCCCCAGCAUCGCCUUUCGGUGUUUUUCCUUGCAGUCUCGUUGUGUGUCCCCCUGAACUGGUUUCCCUCCGAAAAUGUGCCAUUUCCUAAGUUAAUGAAAACCACCCCUGAGUGUGGUUCCACAGGGUAUGUGGAGAAAAUCACAUGCAGCUCAUCUAAGAGGAAUGAAUUCAAAAGCUGCCGCUCAGCUCUGAUGGAACAACAUUUAUUCUGGAAAUUUGAAGGGGCCAUCGUGGGUGUGGCCUUGGUCUUUGCUUGCCUUGUCAUCAUUCGUCAGCGACAGCUGGACAGAAAAGCUCUGGAAAAGGUCCGGAAGCAAAUCGAGUCCAUAUAGCUACCUUCCACUUUUUGAUAGGGGCCUUAGGGAUUGUACCUCAGACACAGACAGUAGAAUGGACAGACUUGGGCCUUUUGUUCUUGGGAACUUGUGGUGGCACCUACUUCUCUGUCUCUUGUCUAGAUCAUUAACGAGCAAAAUACAGAAUAGUUUUCUUCUCUAUUAUAAUUUGGUUUGGGACAGGAAGUCCUGGUGGCAGAAAUGGGAUAGCAGCUUUAGGCCCCAGUGUACCAACUACCUAUCUUCCCCUUUUUCUGGUACUUAUUUAAAAUUUUCAGGACAAAAUUUCAGCAAAAAAGUUUAUUUCUCAGCCAAAACCUCUGUUUGCCCCCAACCCUAACCCC